Molecule: messenger RNA, 1833 nt
Organism: Stereum hirsutum FP-91666 SS1
Lineage: Eukaryota; Fungi; Basidiomycota; Agaricomycetes; Russulales; Stereaceae
Product: alcohol oxidase
Exons: 14
Coding region: 1-1833 (610 amino acids)
Molecular function (GO): flavin adenine dinucleotide binding; oxidoreductase activity, acting on CH-OH group of donors
Source: RefSeq, a predicted model, not a curated record
AUGUCUUCUACAGUGACUAGUGCUCCGGCCGACGUUAAGUCCAAUGCUUCCGACUCUUACGAUAUUGUAAUUGCCGGAGGCGGCGCUACCGCCUGCAUCGUCGCUGCCCGAGUUGCAGAGGCAGACCGGUCCCUGAAGAUCCUGAUUCUGGAGGCAGGACCUGACGUUCGCAAUGAUCCUGCAACCUACCAAGCGGGUCGCACUUUCCAUCAUCUUCACGCUGCCUCCAAGACCGUGAAGUUCUACGCUGCAGAGCCAAACCCUGCCUUGGACGGUCGUCAGGCUUUCUACCUUCACGGACAAUGUGUCGGCGGAGGCUCUUCUUUCAAUCUGACCAUGUACUCCCGUGCUGCCGCGUCGGACUACGACGACUGGAAGACUAAGUACGGUGCUGAAGGCUGGGCGUUCAAAGACCUCCUUCCUUACUUGAAGAAAUGCGAGAACUAUACUCUCGAGACCCCGACGCCCGAGGUACACGGCAAUGCUGGGCCGCUGACGGUGUCUCACGGUGGCGAGUUCACGACCGUCGCCAAGCAGUGGCUGGAGGUCGCUCCCAAGUUCGACGGCAGGCCUUCCAUCGAGGACCCGAACGAUUUCUUCACGGUGAACGGUUAUUCGCGCUGGAGGAAGUGGAUCGACGGCGAGACCGGAAGGCGCUCGGAUUCAGCCCACUGCUAUCUCUAUCCGGAGCAAGACAAGAACGCGAACUUGCAAGUCUCAACCGGAUGCGUCGUCAACAAAGUUGUGUUCGAAGGUACUCGUGCUGUCGGUGUCGAAUAUGUCAAGGACGGCAAGACAUUUGUUGCCAAAGCAUCGAAGCAGGUCUUGGUCUGCGGUGGCGCACUGGGGACUCCCGCCAUCCUUGAACGCUCGGGUCUCGGCGGCAAAGCAGUCUUGGAGAAGGCCGGGAUUAAAGUGGUUUCUGACUUGCCCGGUGUCGGAGAGAACUUGAUCGACCAUCACGUCAUCUUCUGGCCAUAUAACACUACACAAGACCACGUCACAUUCGACGCCAUGAGCAGAGGCGAACCGGAGGCCAUGAAAUACUGGGGCGAUAUCUACGCCAAGGAGAAGCGAGGCAUCCUUACUUCAAAUCCUGUGGAAACAGGUCUCAAGCUGAGGCCUUCUCCUGAGGAACUGAAGGCCAUUGGUCCAGAGUUCACGAAACGUUGGAACAGUUAUUAUGCCAAUGCACCGGACAAGUCUAUCCUCUUCAUGGCUGCCGUGUCGAUGUUCUUUGGCGACAUCUUGGCAGUUCCGAAGAAGAACUACUACAGUCUUGGGUACUUCCAAAACCAUCCAGAGUCCAUCGGUAACAUCCAUAUCACUUCCUCCGAUCCAUCGGUUCCCCAAAAAUUCGACUCGAAGUGGAUGAGCUCCCCUGCAGACAUGGAGGUGCUGGUUUGGGCAUACAAGCACUCCAGGGAGACCGCUCGCCGUAUGCCGAUUUACCGUGGCGAAUUCACGGAGAACCACCCUGUGUUCCCGAAGGGAAGCGCUGCAGCUACCAAGGAGGAAGAGACGGGCCCCGUCCCUAUGGACGCACCUACCAUCAAGUACACGGCCGAGGACGACGAGGCGAUUAGGACCGCUAUCAAGAAAUUCGUUGCUGGCUGCUGGCACUCCAUGGGCACUGCUGCGAUGAAGCCAAGAGAGAAGGGCGGUGUCGUGAACUCGAGGCUGAAUGUCUAUGGAACUCAAGGACUCAAGGUCGUCGAUCUCUCCAUUAGCCCUGACAAUGUCGGAGCGAACCCGUACUCCACUGCCACGGCGAUUGGUGAGAAGGCUGCGGUGAUGAUUUGUGAGGAUCUCGGUAUCACAGUGAAAGCUUGA